AUGGCUAAAAUAUGUCCAUUGUGUGGUCCAAAAUUAUCUACAUUCCUUAUGCUUAUCUCAGCUUGGGGUGUUAUUUUCCUUGGAAUUCUAGGGGUAUUUUUUUAUACUCAAGCAGUUACAUUAUUCCCAGAUCUUCAUUUUGGUGAAGAAGGAGGUGUUAGUGAAGGGCCAUCUGAUACUGACAUUGAAGUAAAAUAUUCUGAGAAAGCCACUCAAUGUUGGAUUGCAGCAGGAAUGUAUAUUAUCACUUUCAUUGUUGUUGUCUGGCAAAACAAAUAUAAUCCAUACAAUAACUUUUAUUUCACUUUAUAA
Messenger RNA from Strongyloides ratti, 312 nucleotides. RefSeq lists its product as hypothetical. Lineage: Eukaryota; Metazoa; Nematoda; Chromadorea; Rhabditida; Strongyloididae. The transcript is spliced from 3 exons. The coding region runs from base 1 to 312 and encodes 103 amino acids. Gene Ontology annotation, molecular function: RNA endonuclease activity. The record is from RefSeq and is a predicted model, not a curated record.